Trichobilharzia szidati is the source of this 802-nucleotide messenger RNA. NCBI's taxonomy places the organism in Eukaryota, Metazoa, Platyhelminthes, Trematoda, Strigeidida, Schistosomatidae. The record is from the annotation of a GenBank genome assembly.
CAGUAUUGGAUAUUGUACGUACGAGGGUUUUGUAAUUUGAAGGUCAUAUUUCUUGAACCUGUAGGCAUGUUUUGGCGUUCUUUGGUGUCCACUAUAGUCUCUCCAAGGUCGCAACUAAUACAGACUGGUACUUUGCGGUAUAAACACACGUUACCGCCGUUGCCAUAUGAAGCAAAUGCUUUGGAGCCGGUCAUUUCGGGUGAAAUUAUGCAAAUACAUCAUUCAAAGCACCAUGCAGCCUAUGUUAAUAAUCUGAAUAUUGCAGAGGAGCAACUUGCCGAAGCCAUUGCUGAGAAAAAUAUUUCCAAGAUGAUAUCACUUCAGCCGUCACUCCGCUUCAAUGGCGGUGGACAUAUCAACCACAGCAUCUUUUGGCAUAACCUUAGUGCGAAAGGCGGUGGAGUACCCACUGGCAGUCUGGCCAAUGCUAUUAAUGAGGAGUUCGGAUCCUUCGACAAUUUCAAGUCCAAACUCUCUGCUGCCACUAUUGCCAUUCAAGGUUCUGGUUGGGGCUGGUUAGGAUACAAUCCUGCCACAAAACAUUUACAAAUAGCCACUUGUGCUAACCAAGAUCCUCUUGAAGGAACUACAGGUUUGAAACCCCUACUUGGAAUUGAUGUUUGGGAACAUGCAUACUAUCUUCAGUAUAAAAACGUGCGUCCAGACUAUGUUAAAGCUAUCUGGGAUAUUAUAAAUUGGAAUGAUGUAGCUAAACGAUUCGAUGCUUGCAGAAACUGAGUUGUCUACAGUUAAUAAUAUAGUUUAUCUUCAUUAACUUACUAAUAUAGCACUUGAAUCAUAA